This is a messenger RNA of Camelina sativa (false flax), 1227 nucleotides long. RefSeq lists its product as uncharacterized. The record is from RefSeq and is a predicted model, not a curated record. Lineage: Eukaryota; Viridiplantae; Streptophyta; Magnoliopsida; Brassicales; Brassicaceae.
UCUCUCUCUCUCUCUCUCUCAUUCUUCUCUCUUCAAAUAUUUCCCAAUUAUAAACUUUUGUUUUUUUUGUUCUUGCAUUCUUUCUUCUCUGUGAAACGAGAUUUUUAUGAACAAGUACUAGUGGUAAUAUAAAGGGUAACUUUUUCCUAAUUUGAUAUCAAGAGAAGCCAACAAAAAAAAAAAAAAAAGAGAGAGCUUUUAUAUUUUGUGUGUGUGUGAUUUACUCUGUUUUUACAAUGGUUUUGUUUUGUGAAAUUUUUAUUGGUGAAGAAGGGAAUUUAGAAGACGGGGAGUGGAGAAACGAAUUAUAAUUGUAGAAAACAGAAAGAAAAAAGAAAAAAAGUUUUCUACUUUUUUAAAAAUCUCUCCUCUGUUUCAGAAACAGAGACAGAUCAAGAAGAUAUCACAAGCAGGCAGAGCUGUCUUGUCUUCUCAUUCAUCUCCUUCUUCUACUGGGUUUUUUUUUUUUUUAAUAUCAAGAAACCAUGUCGGCGAGUGUACUAAGUGAUCCAACAAUGCUAAUUUCAACACCAGAAGUAAUCAUCGUCACGCCGGCGCCGGGGACACAGAUCUCCGGAGACGAGCCGGAGCAGGUGACGUGUGAGUGCUGCGGAUUAACCGAGGAGUGUACGCAAUCGUACAUAGAGAUGAUCAAAGAGCGUUACAUGGGUAAAUGGAUCUGUGGACUCUGUUCCGAAGCAGUCAAGUACGAAGUCAUAAGAACGAAACGAUUCGUAACAACAGAGGAAGCUAUGGCAAGGCACAUGAACAUGUGUAAUAAGUUCAAAUCAUCAAGCCCACCUCCGAAUCCGACAGGGCAUUUGAUCUCUGCGAUGAGACAGAUCUUGAGAAGAAGCUUAGAUUCACCAAGAAUGCUUAGAUCCAUGCCUAGUAGUCCUUCUAAAGACGACGACCAAGAUCAUCAUGAUUGUGUUUCUUCUUCUUCUAAUGUUUUGUCUAGGUCUGAUAGCUGUUUCGCUAGUUUGACAUAAAAAAAAAAAAAGAAACAUCGUUGAAAAAAAAAGAAUAAUGUUUUUAAACCGUCGGUUUAGGGACCCACCUUGGAUUAAAUUCGGUUUUCAGAUUUGUAAAAAUUUCGUCGGUAAACCAAAAUCGGUCACUGUAUGUGUUUUUGCCGGAUUUGUAUACCUUGUGGAAACUUUUUGGGCGUAAAAGAACAAUUCUAGCUUUUUUCCCCAAUUGCUAAUAAAGGUUCGGAAUUGUGUC